Triplophysa rosa is the source of this 2529-nucleotide messenger RNA. It is a transcript of the gene prlrb, whose product is annotated as prolactin receptor b. The record is from RefSeq and is a predicted model, not a curated record. Gene Ontology annotation, molecular function: cytokine binding; cytokine receptor activity. Gene Ontology annotation, biological process: cytokine-mediated signaling pathway. The transcript has 9 exons. Gene Ontology annotation, cellular component: signaling receptor complex; external side of plasma membrane. The coding region runs from base 294 to 1793 and encodes 499 amino acids. NCBI's taxonomy places the organism in Eukaryota, Metazoa, Chordata, Actinopteri, Cypriniformes, Nemacheilidae.
UGUAACUGGAGAUUGUGCGCACUGCGCAGUGUCAACAGGUUGGCUUUGCAUUUAGUCGUCUCACUCAUAAUGCGUGUGUUUUGGGGAUCUCCGUCCCUUGACAUCGGUCGGGGAAAAAAUAGGAGUUUUGACCGCAGAACGGACCAAAAUGUAGCACGAUAGUGUGGUGUGGACUAUGGGAGAAUCACAGACGUAAUCUUGCUCGCAGGUUGGCUGGCAUAUCCAGGUGGUGCGUAACGCUCUCGGGUAGACAGCUUGUUGACUUGCAGACUGCUGUUUUUCGUGCAGGAAAAAUGCGAAGAGAUGCGGAGUGUGUGCGGGCAUUGACUCUGGUGUGGCUUCUGUCUUGGAUGUCAUAUAUCGUGUGUCAUUAUCCACCUGGGAGGCCCAGACUUACGAGAUGUCGGUCCCCUGAGAAAGAAACCUUCACCUGCUGGUGGGAGACGGGAUCUUCAGGUAGAUUGCCCACCAGCCAUCAUCUGUAUUACAGAAAGGAGAGCUCUGCGGAAGUCUUUGAAUGUCCAGAUUAUCAUUCAGCAGGGAACAACUCCUGCUAUUUCGAUAAGCGGCACACGUUGAUUUGGAUCAUAUACAACAUCACAGUGGUGGCGUCCAACGCACUGGGGAAAACCUAUUCUGACUCUGUGGAAGUAGAUGUUAUGGAUAUAGUUCAGCCUCACCCUCCAGAGAAUGUCACCGUGUCUUUAAUUCAGGCCGAGAACAACGUUUACAUCCUGGUGCGGUGGGAACCCCCCCGUGAUGCAGACACACGCUCAGGAUGGGUGACAAUAAAAUAUGAAAUUCGUAUAAAACUGGAGAAUAGCACGGAGAACAGCAACAGCUGGGAGUCAUAUAGUGCUGGAAAACAGCUGGAGUUCAGCAUCUACAGUCCUCAGCCAGGUGCAUCUUACCUCAUACAGGUGCGCUGUAAACUCGACCAGGGCCAGUGGAGUGAAUGGAGCUCUUUCGCAUUCAUCCAGAUCCCAGACAGAACCUCAGACAAUGCGGUCAUGAUCUUCUCUGUGACUCUAACCGCCUUUAUUUUCUCACUGACUGCCGGAGUGCUGGCUGCCAAGAUGAAACACGUGAAACGUUUUCUGCUGCCACCAGUUCCACAACCGAAGAUCAAAGGCUUAGAUAUAAAACUUCUCAAGAAUGGAAAGUCUGAGGAGAUCUUCAGUGGUCUUCUCAUUCAAGAAUAUCCCCAGAUAGCCCAGAACCUCGAGCGUCAAGUGGAGUUCUUCGUGAUCUCAAACGGUGACGAGGAGUUCGAUGGCCAAGCACAUCUCGAAUACAAAACAGAUCCUGCACGAAAGCUUCCUCGAAACUGCAAGCAGACCAUCCAGAACAGCAGCGAGGAGGUAAACUCCACACGAUUAAUGUGUCCUGGUCCAGGAUGUGACCAUCAGGACUGCACAGUUAAAGAUUCUCUGAUUCUGAGCGGCCACGGAGAGACUCAACCACAACUUUACCAUGACUGUAGCGGCUUGCUGAUAAAAGCCCAGGAACAAAAUACAGCCAACACUCCGAGUGAAGGUGAAACUGACAGCAGAGUCAGCAUCACUCCGGCUGAACUCACAGGUUACGUUGAGGUCGAUAAAGAGAAACAAGACCAGGAGGAUUACAGUAAAAUCAGUGACAUUAUCAGUGAUAAUAUCCUCGUGCUACAUAAAGACGCAGCCCCCAUACAAAGACCCAAAGAGGGGAAAUGUGACCAAAUAAAGCGUGAAACCGAGGAAACCAGAGGUGACGUUGAACCACUGGAAUAUUUGGAAACUGUGACUUUUGAAUGAAACGUUUGUCUUGUGAAAACUGUCAAAGCACUUUGUAAAUGUCAGAGCAAACUUUGAUUUAUAUGUUCUCUAUUAUCCUGUUUCUCUUUAAGGAAAGUGACUUUUCUCUGUUGACUUAUUUAAUAUGGAUCUAAAAACAGGAAGCUGCUAUAAGAGGUCGGCGUUCAUAGUGAAGAUUCUUUUUCCAAACCAUUACACAUCCACCAAAUGCUGUUAAAAAAUACCUUACUACAGAUCAUUAAAUUAAUUGUUAAAUAUAGGAAAAACGUAUGGAAGGAGGCUUUGCCUCUCUCUCUCUCUGGCACUUUUCUCAAUGCUUGCUGCUACUGAUUUUUUAUGAGAUUCCUCUGACCGGUCAAAAAUAAUUUCACAGUGUACAGUAUUUAUUCCUGUCAGGUCCUGUUUGAUUCUUUUUAUUUAUUACACGGCUCGUUGGAAUGCUUGAUUCUGAUUGGCCAGUCGCGACAUUUGCAGGUUCCUCAUUCCCAGAUAACAACCUCUCAAAACUAAUAACACAGUAACCCGGAUGCAGCAAAUCAUUUUGACAGUUUUUUUGGACUAAUUAAAUAUAAAUAUGUCUUUUAAUAACAUAUAUGACAUUAUAUUUACAAAUGAUUAAACCAAAUUGCCUGUUCGUGACUGUUGAACAUCGUUUCUUACCUUAAAACCUAAAUGAAACAGCUUUUCCUCGCGGAAGGUCGGCAUUCUGUAAAAAUGAGCUAAUAAAAUAUUUCAA